AGGUUGACGCACCGGCGGCUAUUUUCACUAAGCCUCAUGUGCUGAUGGCGGCAGUUUGAAACUUCCGGAGAUUUUGGUCGAUAGAUUUGCGUUCUCUGGUCUUUUGUCUAAUUUAUAGACGAAUAUAGCGAAGUGAAAUGACCUCUAAACCUCACUGGUUCAUGCAGGAGGUGUUCCUGUUCCGCACCAUUGCCAGCCAGCUGUGGGCUGUACUAUUAGUGCCUGCGGGGGUGUACGGCCUCCUCCUUACAACCCAGGUGGACCUGCUGCAUCCCUGGCGCUGGAUCGUUGGUUGUCUGUUUGAAGCCCUGUCACCGUACAACUGGGGUUACCUGCUGCUGCUGUGGGGGGUGGUGGUGGUGGCAGGGACCAGUCAUGCCAGACACCUCACUGUGUCUCCCAAGAUCCCUCAGACAAGACUGGCCAGGCUGGUCCAGCUGCUCAGCCCCUCCAGCCUGAUGCAUGCUGGGAUGCAUGUCGUCAUGGCAAUGGUGAUGUCAUACUGUGCAGCAGCCCUGAUUGGUCCACAGUUUUCAUCCCUGUCGCUGCCGUGUCAAGGGUCAGACCAGAACAUGGGGGGGACAGUUGGACCAGUCCACUGCCUGAAUGAGAAGAGUGUUUUUGUGGUGUUCUCUGGAGCCUUUCUGGGCCUGUGUUAUAGUGUGCAGUACUUCCUACAUAGCAGACAUCGGCUACAGUUCCCUGUUAUCCAGCAAGCCAAGUUUUUCCGAGUGCGGACCCUCCUCCCCCGGCUAGUGGUUGACUCCGCCUCCCGAGUAGUGCGGCUCUUACCUGGGUACUACCUGGGCUACUACCUACUGGGUCAUGGUGUGAAGACUUGGAUGUGUGCACUGCUCCGACUGAAGCCCAGCCCUGUGGAUAUCGGCAGCCUGCAUGGCCUGUUGGACGUGGGUCUCCUGUGGCAGACAGCUGUCGGUGGAACCUUCAUGUUCUGUCUGCUGGACACAUCAUGGCUGAUGCUGCACAUCUUCCACGCUCAGGUUUUCAAGUUUGAGGUGGCCUCCAGCCUAGCUGACCAGACUGACAGAUAUCUGUCAGAUGCUGUCCAGUGUCAGGACGUGCCUUUGGUCCAGUACCUCGGUUUCCUGGACCUGUCCCUGUUAGCCCAGUUCUCACCCCAGCGCAGGAGACACAUCUUCAGCCUCAGUCAGCCAGGUGGCCAUCCUUAUGUAUGGAAGACUGUGAGUACAUCCAGCCUAGCCGUGCUAGAUUCCCUCACCAACCGGCUAGCAGCCUGCCGACAGAACAUUGGGGUCACAGGUCAGAGGUUAAGCCCUGACCCCACCAGGGUUCAAGGGUCACAGAAGGUGGGAGUGGGAGGUGGGCAGGCACCAGGAAAGCUGGAGAAGGUCACCUUGGGGUUGAGGAGAACACCUGUCCUGGCGUACUUCUUACAGCAGCUGCCAGAAGCUGCCAGUGCAGAGCUGUUCCAGGAUGCCCAGCUGUUGGUCUGGGUUCUGGAAGGCCUGUCCCACCUUGUGGCAGCCUCCUACACUGAGGACACCUACGGGGUCGUGCAGAAGUCCCUGCCUGACAUCCUCACUGCCCUGAUAGGACUGCAUGAGGCGCUGGACCGACAUUUCAAGAUGCCGUUGGCUGGAAGUCGUCCCUCCCAGCAUGCUUGGUUGUCAUGCCAACGGGACGUUUCCAGCCAGAACAUGCGGUUUUCUCUGCUGCCUGCCGCCACCACUGCCCUGUACCAUAUUGUCAACGUGUUCGGCAAGCAUGUGGAGUCGAUCCCUUUGUCGACAGAGCACAAACAGAAGCUGAGGCUUUUCCUGCCCCAAAGGGACGCGGCAGGGAUCCCCAGGAGCUAAGCUUUGUAGAGUUCUGUAAAUCUUAGAAUCUUUACAUGAAAGUUAAUCUGCCGUGUUGGUAAAACUACUCUCCAUGCAGAGGUUCGGAUGUUGAUGUUUUUAGGUGUUUUUAUUGGGCUUUCUUUUCUUGGUCACGGUCAUAUGACAUAAAGAAACAGUGCAAAAUAUGAAGACCAAUAAAACGAUCUCCCAUCCUUAAAAAAACAACAUUAAAAGCCUGCCAGAGCCAACCUCUGCUUGGAGAGUCUACUACGCGAAACAAUAUUAUGGAUGGAACCAACAUCAGAUUCUGGAAGAAUUGAGACUUACUGUAAAUGUUUGCUGACGCCAGCAUUAUUGUGAACUCAAAAGCAGUGCAACUGUAAACGUCCCCUUGAAACAAAAAUAUGUACAUUAAAGUAUGAGGGCAGCAAGAGGAGUGUGAUGGACCUUCUGUAGUGCAGUGGAAACUGAAAGUGAAAAUAGUUCAUUCUUAAAACAAGAAAUCUUUUUAAAAAAGCUGUGCCUUGCCGCGUGGUAGGAAUAUCGUCAGGAAAAGGUAGGUCGGCACUUCAAGCCCAGCAAGGCAAAAUGCUAUGCCUUGGCGUGCAGUAGGGAUAAUUUGCUUGUCUGCUGAAUACGUAUUAUGGUAGCCAAAGCCUUGUAUUGAUCUGUUAAUCUUGUUGGAAAUAUAUGUAGGUGUCUUAAAAUAUGACCUUGCAUUUUCUGACCCUCGACCACUAAUAAAUAUGAAAUAAUUAGACAUUAUUUCAAGGAUAUACAGUAACAAUUUUAAUUUAUUUCAUUUCUGUGAAAGGGCAGCUGAGUGGGUACUGUAUGCUUAGCAGGAGUUCAGGUACUGUGGUCAGCUGAGAGGGUACUGCAUGCAUAGCAGGCGUCCAGGUAUUGUGGCCAGCUGAGUGGGUACUGCAUGCACAGCAGGAGUCCAGGUACUGUGGUCAGCUGAGUGGGUACUGCAUGCAUGGCUGGAGUCCAGGUAUUGUGGAUACCUGAGUGGGUACUGCAUGCAUAGCAGGCGUCCAUGUAUUGUGGUCAGCUUAGUAGGAGCUGCAUGCAUGGCUGGAGUCCAGGUACUGUGGUGAGCUGAGUGGGUACUGCUUGCACAAUUUGAGGUACUGUGGUAAGUUGAGAGGGUACUAUAUCAGAGUCCUCCCCAAAUGAUGGAAUAAGGGAGGCUCUCCACUAUACUCCAGCCCAGCUCCACUAUACUACAUUUGAAAUCUAGUGUGUUUCUUCCCUAUUUUCCUGAUUAGUUUUGCUAAUUUUAAUGAAAAUUCACAGAUUUUUGUGGUAUCACUUUUCCAGUUGGCAUUGUCUGCAAAAACUUGUGAAUGGGCGAUGGUCAAAGCAAUAGUGGUUUUGACACUUCACAACAAAGGAGUCACAACACUAUAUUGUACUUGUAGUAUUUGACACCAUCUGUCAUGCAAAAUGAACAAAUUUUCAUGAAAGCGCAGCGCGUUGGUUUGGAUUAUUUUUGCCAGCCCCUCCACUAUACUAAAAGAUUCUGGGGAGAACCCUGACUAUAUGAAUGACUGCAGUUCAGGUAUAUGUACUAUGGUAAGAUUGAACAGUUAGUCAAAAAUAAAUUAAUUGUCUUUUGACAAAUUUGA
Messenger RNA from Branchiostoma floridae (Florida lancelet), 3451 nucleotides. Its product is annotated as nucleoporin NDC1-like. Gene Ontology annotation, molecular function: protein-macromolecule adaptor activity. Gene Ontology annotation, cellular component: nuclear pore transmembrane ring. The transcript has 16 exons. Gene Ontology annotation, biological process: nuclear pore organization. Bases 138 to 1838 code for a protein of 566 amino acids. Lineage: Eukaryota; Metazoa; Chordata; Leptocardii; Amphioxiformes; Branchiostomatidae. The record is from RefSeq and is a predicted model, not a curated record.